Cololabis saira (Pacific saury) is the source of this 2635-nucleotide messenger RNA. RefSeq names its product somatostatin receptor type 5-like. Gene Ontology annotation, molecular function: neuropeptide binding; somatostatin receptor activity. The record is from RefSeq and is a predicted model, not a curated record. Gene Ontology annotation, cellular component: membrane; neuron projection. The transcript is spliced from 3 exons. Gene Ontology annotation, biological process: neuropeptide signaling pathway. Lineage: Eukaryota; Metazoa; Chordata; Actinopteri; Beloniformes; Belonidae. The coding region runs from base 121 to 1590 and encodes 489 amino acids.
UUCUCAACUGAACUCCAACUUCCCAAAAAAAAAAAAAAAAAAAGAACCCUUCACUAACUGGACGGGCUUUUGAUACAUCACUGAUGGGAUUCAACAAAGUCCACUAAUGAAUCAUAUUUAAUGACUUCCAUGGCGCUCAUCCAGGCCACCCCGAUGUCUUUACAUCUUCAGGAUGCCCCAAAGGCUACCUGGAGCAACAACUCUGCCUUGCCCUUUUCCCAUCCCUCACUUUUCUCUACUCCCUCUGACCCAUUUCUCAGCUUAGAUCCUAGCAAUGAUUUGUUCGUAUUUAACGGCAGCUGCUAUAACUGCACUAAAAGUUCUUCAGGAUUCCUCCAUGGUUUGGCAGGAAUCUUUAUCCCUCUUAUUUAUGGGAUAGUCUGCAUUGUGGGCUUGAUAGGAAACACUCUGGUCAUCCAUGUUAUUGUCAAUUAUACGAGGAAUGAGUCGGUCACAAACAUCUACAUUCUCAAUUUAGCCAUUGCAGAUGAGCUUUUUAUGCUUGGUCUGCCCUUCUUGGCGGUACAGAAUGCUCUCCUCUCCUGGCCCUUUGGCUCGCUAAUGUGCCGCGUGGUCAUGACGGUGGAUGCCUUCAACCAGUUCACCAGCAUCUUUUGCCUGACUGUGAUGUCAGUGGACAGAUACCUGGCCGUGGUCCACCCCAUCCGGGCCUCCUGGUGGCGACGGCCCCACGUGGCAAAGGCAAUCAGUGCCACAGUUUGGGCAGGCUCUUUUGUGGUGGUGCUGCCAGUGGUGGUGUUUGCAGAUGUCCUGAAGGACGAUGGGAACUGCAGCAUCGUGUGGCCUGAACCAGAAGAAGUGUGGAAGACUUCGUUCAUUGUGUACACAUGCACUGUUGGCUUCUUCUGCCCCCUGCUGGUUAUCUCCUUGUGCUACCUGCUAAUCAUCAUCAAGGUGAGGAGUGUUGGAAAGCGAACGCAGACCUCAUCCAUUAGACGCAGGAAGUCUGAGAGAAAAAUCACCAAGAUGGUGGUGGUGGUUGUAGCCGUGUUCAUCUUCUGCUGGCUGCCUUUCUAUGCUCUCAAUAUCAUCAACCUCCUUGUGGUCCUGCCGGGAGACUUUAGGGGGCUAUACUAUUUUGUUGUUGUACUUUCAUACGCCAACAGCUGUGCCAACCCCAUACUUUACGGAUUUUUGUCUGACAACUUCAAGAGAGGCUUCAGAAAGGCCCUGUGCCGCACUUCACGCAGGGUAAAGAACAACGACAGGGCCGGCACAGAGAUACAGCGGCCAACAGAGGAGUGGGGCGGCAUUGUGCUUCAACGCCAAAGAAGUGAGGGAAUCACCAACAUACAUAUGAAAGACUGCAGUGAAAAUGAUGUGGCGGAGGACGUCACUGCAGGAGAGGGGGGCUCAGAGAUGGGAGAAAUACGCAGAACUUCACAAAAAAGUCACCACAAUAGCAUGAAAGAGUGCACAAAGAAACAAGGUGUACAGAGGGGCAAUCCUGGACUCGGUACAGAUUUUGAUCCAGAGGCAGUGUCUUCUAAUCCCUGCAAAGCUGCAGACAACUCUCAACAUGAAGAAUCCCAGUACAAAACCACUGUGCUUGAUAUCAGCUAUCUGUAACAGUUGUUACAUUUUCAGUGGAUUUUGGUAAAUGCAUUCUGUCUUAGGAGUGACUUCUGGACAUUAGUGUCAAACCCAUAAAAUGUAUCUGUAAUACAGUUUUAGGUAUGUAACAGACUGCAGUUGUUCUAAUGCUUCAGUAUAUGGUGUGAUGUGUGAAUUAUUUGACUUUUAACAAAUCAUAAAAGCAGUUGUUAAUCAAGAAAAUAACCUAGUAAAGAAGAAAUCCAAAUAUGUAUAAUGUCAGGAAAAACAAUGCCUUGGGAAAUGGCAAAAAUAAUUAUAUAGCUACUGCUGCAGUUGCUUUUUCGUGCCAAUUUCUCACUUACAGCCUUGAGAAUAAGAAUAUUUCACAGGCCGCGAUUCUUUUUAUCCAGCAGAAGCUUGGACUUUACAGCCCCAAGGGUCAUCAGAGGCUGAUGACAUUUGUGGAAGCCUCACUCACUGUAUCAUUAAAGACUAUCAUUAUGUACUGCAGCUAUGCUAAAGGAAAUGACCACUUCUUACAUUGGACUGGUUGAUGCAUUGUAUGAGUCAUGUCCCAGUGGGAGAUAACUAAUAACCCACUGCGAAAUGAAAAAUGUCAAGUGUUUGGUAGCUGUUUGAGUCUCUAUGGACAUGUCACUAAAGUACCUCGUUACAAGAGGGAAAUGUGCAUUAAUACAGUAGACGUGAGCCUCCAGAUAUAGUGAUGUUUAGUCGCUGUGCUCUCGUUUUUCAAAUGUGUCGUCUGAAAUGAAUUAGGAGAAGCAUGUCCUUUCAGUUUCCUGGUAAAUAAUCUUUAAAUUGUAAAUGAUAUAUUAAGACAAAACAGCAUUACUGAUAUCUUAAUGUUUUUAUUUAUUAAUUUUCAAGUGUGUUGGUUGUAAUAGUACUGGUGUAAUUUGUGAUUCAUUAUGAAUAUCUAUAUUUCAUUACUUAAUGUGGAUUACAUCUCCGUUACCUUGCCAUUGUUUCCUUAACAGAAAGAUGUGCUUUUUUUGUGCAACUUUGGUGAAGGACUAAAAGAAAGUGUUGUCUGAUGACUGCUAAAUAAAUGUUUAAA